AACUGGGUGUAAGAAAAGAAGCCAAAGAUAAAGUAAAAUGGAAAGUGAGAAUAUGAUAAUUCCAUGCUUUGAUUUCUGCAAGGGUGGGAUGAGAUUGGAAGAAGGGAGUGAGGAGUGGAAAGAAAUGAGCAAGAAGGUGAAAGAAGCGUGUGAGAAUUACGGUUGCUUCCUCUUAAGGUGUGACGAGAUCCUCCCCAAGAGUGUUUGUGAAGAAAUGUUUCAUCACAUGAAAGCUUUGUUUGAUUUGCCUGAAGAAACGAAACACCAAUAUGUAACUCUAAGGCCUUAUAGGAACUACACUGGCAAGAACCCUUUCAUUCCCCUCACUGAAAGCUUUGGCAUCGAUGAUACUACUCUCUCUGAUAAGGCUGAAGCCUUCACUAAUCUCAUGUGGCCACAAGGAAACCCACCUUUCUGUGAGACACUAAACACCGUGAGCUUAAAGAUGCUAGAACUAUGUUUCCUUGUCUUGAAAAUGAUUGUGGAAGGUUAUGGUCUUCCCCAACAUUACAUUUCAGAUGCCGAAAACAUGAAAAGCUCGAGCUUUACACGAUUGGGGAAAUACAAAGUUUCUGAAAGCAAUAAUGAAUACGAAACUGUUCUUCCAGCUCACACCGACAGUAGUACUUUAACCAUUUUAUGCCAAAAAGAUGUUCAAGGACUUGAGGUGUUAAACAAAACAGACAAAUGGAUUGAAAUGGAGAUACCACGUGAUGGCUUUGUAGUCAUUAUUGGUGAUGUACUAAAGGCCUGGAGCAAUGGGAGACUUCAUCCAGUCACACACAGAGUGGUGUUGAGAGGAGUGAAAGAGAGAUACACAUUUGGACUUUUUGCAAACGCAAAGGAAGAGAUCAAAAUUGAGGUUCCCGAUGAGUUGGUGGAUAGCAUUCAUCCCUUACGUUAUCGUCCAUUCACUUAUGGAGAAUUCUUCAACAGCUAUGUUGCAAAUCCCAUGGAGGCUCUUCAAUUUGCAUCUAUUUGA
Vigna umbellata (rice bean) is the source of this 982-nucleotide messenger RNA. Its product is annotated as putative 2-oxoglutarate-dependent dioxygenase AOP1. The record is from RefSeq and is a predicted model, not a curated record. NCBI's taxonomy places the organism in Eukaryota, Viridiplantae, Streptophyta, Magnoliopsida, Fabales, Fabaceae.